This is a messenger RNA of Porites lobata, 5776 nucleotides long. NCBI's taxonomy places the organism in Eukaryota, Metazoa, Cnidaria, Anthozoa, Scleractinia, Poritidae. The record is from the annotation of a GenBank genome assembly.
UUCAAAAUGGCGGCCGCAGUUGGGUUUUUUGUAGGUCGCCGUAGAUUCGCAUUUUCGGGUCCGCUUUUGCUUCAUAUGAGGACGAUUGCAGCUAAACGUAAAGCACUACGUGCAUUUGAACAACGGAAGCACCAAGACGAUGUUUUUCUUCUAAAUUACCGAGCUCCACCUAGUCACACUUUCGCGGAAGCUUUGAGCGCUCUCCGUGCAUAUGCCAUAACUAAUAUCGAUCAAACUGUCGAGCUGCACAUCAAGAUCAACAUGGGAGAUAAAAAGGUUGGUUUUGUUUAAAGUCAUUAAAGUUGAAAUCUUAACUCUCUGUUCUAACUCGUACAGUCAGAGUAUAUUGUAAACUGUGUUCUUUCAACACUUUUUUGUACAUUACAGACUAAGAUCAAUCCUUUUCAUGGACUUAUGUUGCUUCCAAAACAAUAUGGAAAGGAGAGAGAGGUGUUAGUGUUUGCAAAGGUAAGAGGUUACCGUGUAUAAAACUUAAAACUUAGCCGCUGACUCAGUGAAUAUAACUGAGAUGUUGAUCAGAAAUUAAAGAAAUCACCAGAAUCUACCAGUCAUUUGCAUGUUUACUUUUUGUAUCAUUCCCGUCAGCACAUGGGAAUUUGCAGUCUCUCCUUUCAUAAAGGCAACACAGGAAGCAAUAAGAAUCAACCAUAAAACAUAUCUUUCAAAUCAACACUAAAUAGCAGCACUGUGCAGAAUCAAUGAAUGCGUUUAUUCAUUAAACUGCUUUAGUCCAGUUGUCCAUGUAAAUGAGUUUGAUCCCAGCAUACAGUAGUUGACCAAAGAUAGAGCAUCACCUGUCCUUUUUUUAAACUAACCAUAUCCUGUUGUGUGCCUAUCCAGUUGGGGACUGCACCUGAUUAAAGCGAAACAAUCAGCUUUAUUCAGCCAAAUUUACAACUUGUGGUCCUUGACAACAACUAUCAGGUAUUUCAUGGCCUAAAUAAGGGACUCAGGGUUCUAAUACACCAUAAUCUCUUUAUUUUACUGGCAAGUUUAAAAUGUAGAUAUGCAGAAUGCCUAACACUCCCUUUAAAUCAUUAGGAUGAAGCUGCUGAGAUUGCAAAGAAUGCUGGAGCAAACAUUGUUGGUGGAGAAGAACUCAUUAAAAAGGUACUCCAGAGUGCAAAGAAAGCCAGUUUUACUGCUUGCCUUCCAGGCAAGCUGAAGCUAGCAUUACUAGCCCAAACGUCAUUGGUCUCACUAGCCCCAAAAACCUUUUUGAUGGGCAGAAUUGAUUUUGCAAUUCCUUCCUCAAAAAAAUUCACUGGCCCAUCCGGCCUGUUAAAAACAAAAUUCAGUAGCCCAAUAGCAAAAUCCACCAGACAUGGGCUAUCAGACACUACUUUCUUUGCAUGCUGUACUCUAAUGAAUAUUCUGGCUGAGCUUAUUGACUGCUAAUUUUAGCAUUAGUUGAAAUUGCUCUGAAUCUGCCAAAAAUGUCAAGAGACACACAAUAAUAAAACACUGACUAAGGCACAUGGCAUUAUGCUGUAUUUAUUUUAUUUUAUUUUAUUUUAUUAGCUUUGCCCUGAAGAAUACAAAAAAAAAACCACUGUAAAUAUGCAAACAAAAUAUUAGGGCAGGGACACUGCAACAGCUAAAGCCAAUUACUGUAAGUGUUUAUAAUACUGUUUAUACAGUAUUAUAAACACUUACUAGAAGACUAAUAUUCUGUUAACAGCUUUUAUGUCAGUCUCCUCUGGCCCUUUUUGUAGCCACGUCAUUAGCACUCUACAGUGUAACUUAUUGCUAUCCUUGUGAUGUCAUUUUUCUUUGUUUGUCAUUAAGGUUGCUGAUGGUGAGUUGACAGACUUUCAUCAAGUUCUCUGCACCUUGGAAUUUCUGAGCAAAAUGAGACCUCUGCAACGAAUACUAAGGGAAAAAAUGCCGACAACUCGAAGAGGUAAUGUUUUAGUAUAAGGUUAGAGCUGUGCUCUCUCUCUGUGAACCAUGGCAACUUGGCCAAAUUUGCAACUCUUUGAAGAGAAAUUUUGUAUCUUCACAAAGCCAUGUAAUAUCAUCCAUUAAAAAAAAUGUUUAAAUUGUCAUGGCCUUUUUGUCCCUUCAAUAAUGUUAACAAUUUAUGUAAAUUUCUGUAGGAACUGCCUCUGAUGACAUUGCAACCGCAAUAAGAACAUAUAAACAGGGUCACCCAUAUAGGUGCGACAGGCUUGGAUAUGUCAAUAUUGGAGUGGGAAAGGUAGAUAUGAUAGAUGUGUAACAACUACAUGUAGAGGUUUUUUCAUGUCAUGAAUGUACAUGCAACAGCCACUUACUAUCAGGCAGUGUACUGUAAAUUUAAAAUUCUGAUUGUUUUCACAAUGUCUUUCCUUGUUGGUUAGCUGUAAGAAAUUCAUCACAGUUUGAGAUCAAUCUUACAAAUUUGAGAUUAUAAUUAUUGUUAGUAUUACAUGUAGGCUAUAAAAUGACUUGACCUCUGCCCUUCAAGCAAGCUCUCCUUUUGGAGGGUUUCAUCAGAAGUCAUGGACAAGCUGAAUACAAAAGAAGGCACAAGAGUGUGAGGGGCAGUUUUGCCAUUCACUCACUUGUUCUCUUGCAGCUCACUUCACUCACAAUUCAGAAGGGAAAGCUACCUUGUAUGCUACCCAACCUCUAUCUGGUGGUCACCACUAAAAGAAAUAAUGGUCACUUAUAUAAUUUCUCAUAAAUAUAUUCACUCUUGUUUUAAAUUGUCCUGGAGAGCUUCCUCUUUUAGCAUGGCUCAUUUCACAUGGUUUUUUUAAUGAUUUAUAGAAACUACAUGUGCAGUGUACCCUUUAGAUCUGAUAGUCAGUCACUCAAAUUAUAGAUUUACUUUUAUGAUGUUUAGCCACCCAAUAAACUUCACAUGACAUUUUCUGAGUGCAUUAUUGUGUUGUUUGCUUUUAGCUAAUGUGCACCAUUGUCUUAUUGUGUUGUUUAUACCUUAUAAUUUGCUUUUUAGCUCAGUUUUACCGAUGCAGAUGUAAGGAGUAAUACGUUAGCAGUCAUAUCUACUGUUCUAUCACAUAGGAUUUCCACAAAAGGUAAUUCGAUAUGCAUGUAAUUUAUUGUUUAAACCGAGAGAGAAUAAUGUGAUACAGAUAGAGACAGAGACACUCUGUCUUGCCCUUGGUAUAUGUGAAUUCCACCAAAGCUAUUUUUAGACAAAUGGAACACUUGAAUUUAAUUGAAAGUGGAUUCUGGAGAGGUCCGCAAACUUUUAUUCAGUGAUAUCAAAAGAGACGCCUCAGGAAUUAGACCUGCAUUUAAUUACAACCUCUAAAAAUAUCCUCAGGGAAAUUCACAUAUCCUGGCCAACGUCCUAAGAUUCUCUCUUUUUCCAAGUAUUCUCUCUUGUUUAAACUUGAGAUCAAAAUUUGAAUUCUUAUUAAUUUUGUUGCCCCAAUUCAUUUGCUACAGAAGUGGUGGGGAGAAGUUUAUAAAAUAUCAAAGAAAUUCAUCUUGUGUGAUCAUGUCCAAAAUUCUCAUGACCACGCUGUUUUACAAAGCGCUGAUAUUACAAGGAGAAAUUUGAUGUUGAUCACUCUUAAGGCUUAAAGGGUUAAACCCAUUCACGACAGAACCAUCCGUAACUGCCCGUGUGGAUCAUUAUCCCUUGCAUGAAUUUUGAUGUCAUCAAUUUUAACGUUCAGAGACAAUAAUUGAUGUCUACAUGUACCUUGUGCAGGGGGAACGAGCUCUCUAGAACCAUACCAAAGUGAGCGCAACUCAGUUUAAUAGGUUAGAGAAGAAGACAAAAAAAAAUCUUGUAUUUGGACCAAAAAACUCCAGUAAAAAGUCUUGUUCAAGUUCCACUACCCACCUGGACGUUUCCACAAUACUUUCACGUUCAGCGUUUUGCAAGAAAUUUUCCAACCAAAAUGAAGCCCAGCAAAUGCCCAAUAAAGGGGUUAAAAAUGUGUUAGGAAAAUUAAAGCGAAAGAAGUAGGAAGGACAGAGAGAGGAAGGUAUACACUGUAAGCUGAGGUGCUGCGAAUAAACUUUUCGAAAUUUUUCCUUCGGCGUAAGCCCAAACUUCAAAAGCUCUAUGUAGCUUAUGUCACCAAGAAUAAAAGCAAGCACAACAAGUUGGGAAGGUUUGGUUCCUUUUUAGUCAGAUUGUGACUGGAAAAUGGCUUGACAAGCUUCAAACGGCGUUUUUCGGCAAAAUGCCGAAGUGAAUAGCUUAAAAAAAAAAGAGUACAGCCGUAUUUCUGUCAAUCGACAUCAACUCAGUGGAAGAAACCGCCCCUCUUUAUUACAGACAAUGAAUGCUUUGAGGUUCAACACAGCUGAAAAAGUUAGCACGUUUGUUAGCCAUCAUUUAAGCCCCGUGCAAAACGCAACUUUGUUGGCCAACAACUCCCAACAUUGUUAGAUGUUACAUGUUACAUCCGUCUGUACACCCUGUUGCAUGAUGUUGCCUGUUGUUGCACAAAGUUUGAAACCGGUCAAACGUUUAGCUAAGUGCAAACUGGCGCAACGACUUCCAACAUUGUUGGGCCAGCAAUGUUGGGAAUUUUUGCGUCCGUGUUGGCAGUGGUGUGCAAACGGACGCAACAAGUCCUAACAAUGUUAAUGAUAUAUGAAAUAAAUCAUAUAUGAACUGCGUAAAUGAAAUGACAAUGAAGAAAUGAUCGUUGCAGUGAACGCAAUUGAUGCAAUUGCGUAAAGAAGCCUGAAAAAAAAAAUAUGAAAAGAACCCACAACUGACCUGCUCCAAACAUCAGUGGCUUCAUAGCUCAGUUGGUAGAGCAUCGCACCGGUAAAUCGCGAGGUCACGGGUUCAAACCCCGUUGAAGUCCUGAAUUUUUUUCAGGCUUCUUUACGCAAUUGUAUAAAUUGCGUUCACUGCGACGAUCGUUUCUUCAUUGUCAUUUCAUUUACGCAGUUCAUAUAUGAUUUAUUUCAUUUAUCAACAACAUUGUUGGAAGUUGUUGCGCCCCUUUACACGUAGCUUUAGGAAACUAGGUCCUUGUAGUUGGCAAGUAUAACGGAAAGACCCUAUCUAACUUGUUUUCAAUAUUUUUCACCAGGCAAGUUCUUUGAGAAAAUGUGGCUUUCCUCUUCAAAUGGCCCCGGUUUUCGUUUACUCAUGGAUGAAUUAGUAAGCUAGUGUUAGCACUGAAUGAUUCAUGGAAAAGACGAACUUCACAAGCUUCUGGAAUGCUGAAAGGACCUUCUUGAUUAUCUAACGUAUUUACAUAGUUCCGUUUGUGGUGAGAAGGUCGGCUACUCUCUACUUCUGAAACAAUCGUUACAUUCCAUACCAAGAGAUUUCAUGGAAGGAUUUGAAAGCCACUGUAGCCAGUCACAGGAAGUAAAAACCAAAGACCACGAAAGGUAGACAAGAAAUCCACAAGGGUGCCAACUCAAGAACUCAGUCCCAAGCACAUGUUCGUUUAACUUUGACUCUGAAAAGUCUUACAUUCAUUUAGUGACUAAAAGUUAAGAAUAUGAUAGUUCAAGGCUUGAGGAGAAACUUUCUGCGAUUAUAAAUGCAAAAAUAAGCCUUUGCAAUGAUUACUAGGCUUACUAGCCCGCCUGCGAUCAAACCUGUGAGGCAGGAACAAGGUUUUGUAAAGUAGUUGGUAAUGUAAGCAAGUCUCAAUUUCUCCGGCACAAAUUUAAAAAAUUGUUUUGGCGACCAAUAAGCAUAUAUUGGCAUUAGACCGUCAGUGCGCAUGCUCUUCAAUCAGCUUUCGCAACUCGUGAACUCUUUUCAAGAAAUAGCAAGAACCUUGCCCAAUCCCUUGGCCUCAUUAUUACGCAC